Neolamprologus brichardi is the source of this 1259-nucleotide messenger RNA. NCBI's taxonomy places the organism in Eukaryota, Metazoa, Chordata, Actinopteri, Cichliformes, Cichlidae. The record is from RefSeq and is a predicted model, not a curated record.
AUUCCGUCUGACGGGUAAUUGGACUGAUACCUGAGGGAGGACAGGAGUAUUUUCGUCAAUUAAAUCUGAUAGUGGUAAAAGUUGAUCAGAUGGAUCCAGGCAAGCCUCCUGAUCUCACUGAGAAGAUGGGAGCCCAUUGGCUGGGACGAGGAAGAGGAUUACAGCUUGGGGAGUCUGCUGUAGGACGUGGUCGAGGGCUGUUGCUCUCUACAGAAGAACCUGCUGUAGGACGAGGCAGGGCUUUCCCUACUUUUAGUGACAACUCACUGGGACUAAGUGGAGCUGUCCCCAUUACUGAACCUGUGGUAGGAAGAGGUAGAGCACUGUUGGCGCAACAGGAUAUAGUAGUUGGCCGAGCCAGAGGGCUGCUCAUCCCAGCAGUUGAAUCAAAGGUAGGAGUGGCGAGAAGUGCAGGCGUACUUAGACUGGAGCCACAGGAAGGACCCACACCUCCAAGUGAGACAACGAUGCCAGCUCCAAUGGGAGAAAGCCCUACUUUGACAAAAGAAGAGAUUGGCAAGCCACCACAUGUUAAAGGAUCAACACUGGUCUCAAUGUUUAGAGGGAUGGGCAUUGAACCAUCAGUGACUUCACUGGGAAGAGGAGCAGCACCACUGGGUCUACUCCAGAUUUGGCCAGGCUACUCAACUGGUAUCAAGCGCACAGAUGGAGGCCUGUACCUGUGUAUUGAUGUCUCUCACAAAGUCUUGCGGAAUGACUCUGUGCUGGAUGUCAUGAACACGUUGUACCAACAGAGCAAGGAAAACUUUCAAGAUGAAUGCACCAAAGAACUCGUCGGCAGCAUUGUCAUCACCCGCUACAACAACCGCACCUACCGCAUUGAUGCCAUUGAGUGGAACAAAUCACCCAAAGACACCUUCACUUUGAUGGAUGGCACUGUAACUACCUUUGUGGACUAUUACAGCAAAAACUAUGGCAUUACAAUCAAAGAGAUGGACCAGCCUUUACUCCUGCAUCGGCCAAAGGAGAGGUCCAGACAAGGCGGGAAGCAAAUCAUCACCGGUGAGAUCCUUUUAGUCCCAGAGCUUUCCUUCAUGACAGGAAUUCCUGAGAAAAUGAGGAAGGACUUCAGAGCUAUGAAACCCAAUUUGCAGCUUGUAGUUUGCAUCAUUUUUGGCAACAGAGAUGAUCUCUACAGUGCCAUCAAGAAGCUGUGCUGUGUUAAAAAUCCCAUCCCAUCCCAGGUUUGUGAUCUCAAACACGCCAUCCUCAUCACCAUGACUCCCAGUGUCACCUAA